AUGGGACAACGAUGCAGCAAAUCUAAAAAACCUACAUCUUCCGCACAAAAAUGCAAACCCCAGAAAAAAAGUUGGACCCAAGAUGAAUGGAAAAUUCACGGACGAUAUCUGACCCAGCUGGCGAAACCAAAAAAGGACCACAGACAGCAGAAGAUUGCACAAACCGCGCGCUCGCAAAAGGUUCCCCUAAGUGCGCUGAAACCUCGCAUGAACACGCUGGCCCAACCGAGGACGACUCAUUUACAGCACACGUGUAAAUUACCGCCGAACAAAUGCCACUGCCACGUCGCCGAUCCAAUUCGGAACGUACAGCCGCAGGCUAAAAACUACGUUCCGACACCCAGAAUCAAAAUGCUAAGUCAGCCCAAGCUAGACUAUCAGGAGAUGGUCCGGUGCUUCCCUAGGAAGAACGUGGUGUGCCUCAACCGGAAAGUUCUUCAACCGAGCUCUAGCUAUCGGAUCAAGAAACUGGCAGUCCCAAAGUACCAGUAUCUUUGCGCUCCCGAUAGUAAUCCGUACGGCGUUAAACCAGAAGCAUUGAAUGCGGUGGCCACCGAGCGCACGGUACAGCUGGCCCAACCGAAAAGUUACUCCUGGAUUGGAUAA
Sabethes cyaneus is the source of this 606-nucleotide messenger RNA. RefSeq lists its product as uncharacterized. The transcript has 2 exons. NCBI's taxonomy places the organism in Eukaryota, Metazoa, Arthropoda, Insecta, Diptera, Culicidae. The coding region runs from base 1 to 606 and encodes 201 amino acids. The record is from RefSeq and is a predicted model, not a curated record.